AUGUCGGGCCAUCGGCAGGCUAUAUUCAAUCAACAUGUCCUCGUCGACACCACGCCUAUGCCGGAGGACAUCCCGAAGGUGGAGGAGAUCGGAGCCAGUUCAGCGCCGUUGAUGAGUGCCUCAUACUUCAUUGGCGAUCGGUGCAAGGCGUUCAACGACGAUUAUAUGAAAUGCAAACAAGAAGCAAAUGGGAGAGGAGAGAUCGAAUGCUUGAAAGAAGGCCGCAAAGUCACUCGUUGUGCUGCUAGCGUGCUAAAAGAUAUCAACACACAUUGCCUCAAGGAGUUCCGGGGCCAUUGGGAGUGUCUCGAAAACAAUAACCAGCAACUCUGGUACUGCCGGGGCCCAGAACAGAAGCUGAAUGCUUGUGUAUUCGACAAGCUUGGUCUCAAAAAAGUCAUCCCCGGCACCCCAGAAAACCAAACUCCCGUACACCUCAGGAAAAAGCAGAUCUUCGCCAACACCCAAAGCCCGCAGUGGUAG
Messenger RNA from Uncinocarpus reesii 1704, 483 nucleotides. Its product is annotated as NADH-ubiquinone oxidoreductase 20.8 kDa subunit. Gene Ontology annotation, biological process: mitochondrial electron transport, NADH to ubiquinone. Bases 1 to 483 code for a protein of 160 amino acids. The record is from RefSeq and is a predicted model, not a curated record. The transcript is spliced from 4 exons. NCBI's taxonomy places the organism in Eukaryota, Fungi, Ascomycota, Eurotiomycetes, Onygenales, Onygenaceae.